This is a messenger RNA of Mercurialis annua (annual mercury), 6135 nucleotides long. RefSeq names its product DNA-directed RNA polymerase V subunit 1. Gene Ontology annotation, biological process: DNA-templated transcription. Gene Ontology annotation, molecular function: DNA binding. Bases 315 to 5891 code for a protein of 1858 amino acids. Gene Ontology annotation, cellular component: RNA polymerase II, core complex. The record is from RefSeq and is a predicted model, not a curated record. The transcript is spliced from 18 exons. Lineage: Eukaryota; Viridiplantae; Streptophyta; Magnoliopsida; Malpighiales; Euphorbiaceae.
UUAAAAUAAAAAAAUAAAAAAAGUAAAAACAAUUUCUCUGCUGCAUGCAAAAACUCUCUACUCUCUUCAGCAGUACAACUUAACACACACACAGACAGACACUCUCUUUUACAACGGAACCAAUUUGGUGUGUGUUUGUACGAUCAUUAUUCUCUCUACAAAAAAUUCAAUUUUGAAGGGUUUUUUUAAUACCCAUUUCCUUAUUUGCAUUCUGGAAUUUAGGGUUUUUGUUUCUUUGAGUUACAAUUACAGCUGAGAAUCGGGUGUCAAAUGUGCUGAGAAAAGCGUAAACUUUUUCAGUUGCUACAAGAGAAAUGGAGGACAAGGAGGAUGCUCAACUGCAUAUUUUAGAGGGGGAGAUAGUCGGAAUCAAAUUUGGUUUGGCAACUCAUAAAGAAAUUUCUACGGCGUCUGUUAGUGGUUUCCCUAUAAGCCAUUCCAGUCAGCUUACAAAUCCUUUUCUUGGUUUGCCUCUGGAGUUUGGUAAAUGUGACUCUUGCGGCACUUCUGAACCUGGAAAAUGUGAAGGUCAUUUUGGCUACAUUGAACUGCCAAUACCUAUCUAUCAUCCGAGUCAUGUGAGCGAGUUGAAGCGGAUGUUGAGCUUGUUAUGUUUAAAAUGUCUGAAACUGAAGAACAACCAAACGAGGAGCAGUGGCAUGGCCGAACGUCUCUUUGCUUGCUGUGAGGAGGCUUCACAAAUUUCUAUCAAGGAGGUUAAAACAACUGAUGGUGCAAAUAAUUUGCAAUUAAAGUUUCCAUCGAGGCAGAGACAAACAGAUUGGAGUUUCUUAGAAAGAUAUGGUUUUCGCUAUGGCAAUGACUUUACUCGUACAUUGCUUCCUUAUGAGGUGAAUGAAAUGCUAAAGAGAAUUUCUCAGGAAACACGAAGAAAGCUUUCCAGGAAGGGGUUCUUUCCCCAAGAUGGCUACAUUAUGAAAUAUGUGCCAGUUCCUCCAAACUGUUUGUCAGCACUAGAUAUUUCAGAUGGUGUCAAUGUUAUGUCCUCGGAUCUUUCUAUAUCUAUGCUCAAGAAAGUUCUGAAGCAAGUUGAGAUAAUUAGAAGCUCACGCUCCGGUGAACCAAACUUUGAAUCUCAUGAAGUUGAAGCCAAUGAUUUGCAAUCAGCAGUAGAUCAGUACCUUCAAGUGAGGGGCACUGUGAAAUCCGCUAAAGAUGUAAAUGAGCGCUUUGGGAUUCACAAGGAGUCCAAUGGUUCCUCAACUAAAGCAUGGCUUGAGAAGAUGAAAACCUUGUUCAUUAGAAAGGGCUCUGGAUUCUCUUCACGCAGUGUGAUUACAGGUGAUGCAUACAAGCGUGUGAAUGAAAUUGGGAUUCCUUUCGAGAUUGCGCAAAGAAUCACAUUCGAAGAGAAAGUCAACUCACAUAAUGUGCAAUAUUUGCAAGAGCUUGUGGACAAUAAGUCAUGCUUGACUUACAGGGACGGAUCUUCUACCUUUUCAUUGAGGGAAGGUUCCAAGGGACACACAUUUCUUCGGCCUGGUCAGGUUGUUCACAGGAGGAUUAUGGAUGGAGAUAUGGUCUUCAUCAAUAGACCUCCAACAACACAUAAGCAUUCCCUGCAAGCACUUUCUGUAUAUGUGCAUGAUGGCCAUACUGUCAAGAUAAAUCCUUUAAUAUGUGGGCCCUUGAGCGCUGAUUUUGAUGGCGAUUGCAUACAUCUUUUCUAUCCUCAAUCUCUUGCUGCUAAAGCAGAAGUGUUGGAGCUGUUUUCAGUUGAGAAGCAGCUUCUUAGUUCUCACAGUGGUAAUCUGAAUUUACAACUGACUUCUGAUUCUCUUUUGUCAUUGAAGACCAUGUUCAAGGCAUACUUCUUGGAUAGAAAAGCCGCUCAGCAAUUAGCUAUGUUUGUAUCUUCUUCUUUGCCACAGCCUGCUGUUAAAUCUUGUUGUUCUGGCUUGAUUUGGACUGCUCAGCAGAUAUUGCAGACAGCCUUGCCUUCUCAGUUUGAUUGCAUUGGAGAAAGAUACCUGAUCAGCAAUGGUGAGGUAGUGAAUGCAGAUUUCACCAGGGAUGUUGUACAGUCUGUUAUCAAUGAAGUCGUAAUCUCAAUUUUUUUUGAGAAAGGUCCCGAUGCAGUCUUUAAAUUCUUCAAUUCUUUGCAGCCUUUACUGAUGGAAUACAUAUUUUGUGAAGGUUUUAGUGUUGGUUUAGAAGAUUUCUACAUGUCUAGGACUGCCAUGGAUGGUAGUCGUGGAGAUUUCAAGGUCAUUUCUUCUUUGCUAAGUCAAUUAAGAUCAACUUACAAUCAACUCAUGGAACUGCAAUUAGAAAACCACAUCCGAUGUGCGAAACUUCCUGUUACAAAAUUCAUCUUGAGGUCAUCUACUAUAGGUGAUUUGAUUGAGUACAGGAGUGAAUCAGCCAUGACAAAGGUGGUCCAACAAAUUGGCUUCUUGGGCCUGCAAAUUUCUGAUAGAGGGAAGUUCUACACUAAGACUUUGGUUGAAGAAAUGGCUUCUCAUUUUGAGAGUAAAUAUCCUCCUGAUAUUGAUUAUCCAUCUGCAAAACAUGGAUUUAUUGAAAGCUGUUUUUUCCAUGGGCUAGAUCCUUAUGAAGCGAUGGUUCAUUCAAUAUCUUCAAGAGAGGUUAUGGUUCGUUCUACAAGAGGAUUAUCUGAACCUGGGACCUUAUUUAAGAAUUUAAUGGCCAUUCUUAGAGAUGUAAUUAUCUGUUAUGAUGGGACUGUGAGAAAUGUAUGUAGCAAUUCAAUCAUCCAGUUUGAGUAUGGAGUAAAAGCAGGAAUUAAAGCACAGAGUUUAUUCCCUGCGGGUGAGCCUGUCGGCGUGUUAGCUGCAACUGCUAUGUCCAAUCCUGCAUACAAGGCAGUUCUUGAUUCCACUCCAAGUAGCAAUUCCUCAUGGGAGCAGAUGAAGGAAAUUCUUCAGUGCAGAGUCAACUUUAAGAAUGAUGUUACUGAUCGCCGUGUCAUUUUGUACUUUAACUAUUGUGGCUGUGGGAAACUUUACUGCCAGGAAAAAGCAACCUAUUUGGUUAAGAAUCAUUUAGAGAAAGUCAUUCUUAAAAGCAUUGCAUCAUGCUUUAUGAUCGAGUAUAGGAGUCCUCAAAGCAUUACAGAUGCGACUGUUGUUGGUCACAUUCAUCUCAAAAAGAUGAAGUUGCAAGAGUUGAAAGUAAACAUGGAGGCUGUUCAUAAUAAGUGCAAAGAGACUAUCUUUUCAUUUGGAAAGAAGAAAAAAAAUGGUUCUCUUUAUAAAAAGAUAGAGGUAGCUUUCAGUGAAUGUUGUUCUUUUGAAUGCGCUGAUGAAAGGUCUGGCAUGCCGUGCUUGUCAUUCUUUUGGAAAGAUAAUACAGAGAUCCAUUUAGAGAGAAGCAUACAGCUCUUUGCUGAUGAGGUUUACCAUGUUCUGUUGGACACAGUCAUCAAAGGUGACCCUCGAAUUUCCUCUGCAAAUAUUAUUUGGGUUAGUCCAGAUACAAGUACUUGGAUAAGAAAUCCAUCCCGGAAUCAGAAGGGGGAACUGGCUCUGGACGUUCUCACUGAGAAAUCAGCUGUGAAAGAAAGUGGUGAUGCAUGGAGAGUUGUCCUAGAUUCUUGUAUUCCUGUUCUCCAUAUGAUUGAUACCACAAGGUCUAUACCAUAUGCAAUUAAACAAGUUCAGGAAUUGUUGGGUAUUUCUUGUGCAUUCGAUCAAGCAGUUCAGCGUCUCUCGAGCUCAGUGACAAAGGUGGCGAAAGGCGUGCUAAAGGAGCAUCUUAUUCUCCUGGCUAAUAGCAUGACAUGUGCUGGAAACUUAGUUGGCUUCACAACUGGUGGAUAUAAAGCAUUAUCUCACUCAUUGGAUGUUCAAGUACCAUUUACUGAGGCAACACUCUAUACACCAAGAAAAUGUUUUGAGAGAGCUGCAGAGAAGUGUCAUACGGAUGCUUUAUCCAGCGUAGUUGCAGCUUGUGCCUGGGGGAAACAUGUGGCGGUUGGUACAGGAUCAAAGUUUGAUUUGAUUUGGGAUCAAAAGGAGACCUGUUUGAAUCCAAAGAGCAGCUUGGAUGUGUAUGAACUUCUAAAUAUGGUUAGAAGUUCUGCAAAUGGAGAACCAGCUACUGCCUGUUUAGGUGCAGAAGUAGACGACCUUAUGCCUGAUGAUGAUAUGGAUGACUGGAACUUGUCCCCGGAGCGAGAUUUUGGUUCUGAGAAGCCCAUAUUUGAAGACGGUGAUGAAUUUAAGAAAUUCUUAGACAAUCAACCUGCUGACUGGGAGAAGGUUUCACACGUUGAGAAAGGUGUUAGUGACGGUGGAAACUGGGGUGGUGAUAAAGACAAAGGGAUUGAUAAUGAUGAAUCUUGGUCUAGCUGGGGAAGAAACAGAACGGAGACCCAAAAUGCCCUUUCUACAAAAGUCCAAGAGGAACCUGACGGGUCAAACGGAUUGGACACUGUAACUCCGUGGCAGUUGAAUGACAACUCUAGCUGGGGAACAAAGAAGAAUAAAUCAGCUGAUACAAAUUGGGGAAGUAAUAAGAAUGAGGCAGCUGAUACGAAUUGGGAUACACAGAAGAGUGCAGCUGGUGCGAGCUGGGGCAAAAAUGCUGUUUGUGAUCAACCGGAGAAUACAGCUACAGCAUGGGGGAAGCAGCAAACUCGCAGUGAAGGCGAGCAAGAUCCGAAAUGGGGAAAACCCAACAAGGAUGGGGAUGCUGGUUCUUCUUGGGGUAGAAGUGCUGUUUGUGAUCAAUCGGCGACAGCAUGGGGAAAGCAGAAAACUCACAGUGAAGGUGAGCAAGAGCCGAAAUGGGGAAAACCCAACAAUGAUGGGGAUGCUGGUUCUUCUUGGAAUAAAAGUGCUGUUUGUGAACAACCGGAGAGUACAGAGUCAGCAUGGGGGAAGCAGCAAACUCACAAUGACGUUGAGCAAGAAUCGAAAUGGGGAAAACCCAAUUCACUGCAAGUUUCAGAUGGCGGGGGCUCUCCCAUAGAGAAAGCAACUACCUCCCAAGGUUGGGGCCUUCCAAAUGAGAAACAACAGAAAUGGGAGAAACCUCAAACACCCCAACAUCUCUCUCCGAAAGAGUCUGGUUCUCAAGGAUGGGGAUCUCUGAAAGAGACUAGCUCUCAAGGCUGGGGAUCUCCGAGAGACACUAGCUCUCAAGGCUGGGGAUCUUCGAAAGAGACUAGCUCUCAAGGCUGGGGAUCCUCAAAAGAGACUAGCUCUCAAGGCUGGGGCACUCCGAAAAGUCGUGGUGAUGGACCUAAAGGUUGGGGUUCAAAUAAUGCGGAAUGGAAAGGAAAGAACCGCCCUCCUAUGUCGCAAGGAAGGGAUAACUCCGCUAUGAAUUUGAUGUUUACAGUAACGAGACAGAGAUUGGAUAUGUUUACUUCUGAAGAGCAAGAUAUCCUUUCUGACAUUGAGCCAUUAAUGCGGUCCAUCAGAAAAGUUAUGCAUCAAUCCGGGUACAAUGAUGGAGAUGCACUGUCUGCUACCGAUCAGUCUUACGUUAUUGAUAAUGUGCUCAAUUACCAUCCUGAUAAAGCUGCAAAGAUGGGUGCUGGCGUCGAUCACAUCAUGGUUAAUAAGCACAGCAGUUUCCAAGAUAGCAGGUGCUUCUUUGUUGUUUCAACGGAUGGUUCUCAGCAGGAUUUCUCAUACCGUAAGUGUCUGGAGAACUUCUUGAAAGUCAAGUACCCUGACCUGGCUGAGGAGUUCACCGGAAAAUACUUCAAGCCUCGCCAGAGAGGUCUCCAGCCACAAACUCCUACCGCAGAGACGCCCCAGCCAACCCCAGCCUCAGAGUCGACCCAGCCAACCCCAGCAUCAGGGUCGACCCAGCCGCAAACUCCAAUUGCAGAGACACCUCAGCAAACCCCUGUUUUGGAGCCGGAGACCACGGGAGUAGAUAACGCGGCAGAGUAAGUGAUGAAGACUUCAAGAAAGUAUCUGUUUUAUCAAUUAGUUAGUCUGCUUUUGUUGAUUUGUAUAUAAGCAUCAGAUUUUUUUUGUUGAUAAACAAGUAAAGUUUAAUUACUCUUUAUGAACUGCUCUUACUUUUUCCAACACAGGAGCAGUUCAUAAUUUUGUUGUUAGUUAGUUACCAAUCUAACUGUAGGCCUCUUUGUUGAUGUUGCAUGUCGAUAGUAAUAUAGUCAAAAUUUUCCGA